CACGCAGCAUGGGCCGGACAGCAUUCACAGCUGGUGCACGGCGGGCGCCUGUGCCUUGUCAGCCUUCUUCGCUCUGGCCCCGUUGCGGGCCUUCGGCGUCCUUUUCGUGGCCAUUAUGCAGGAGUUCGGCGCCAACAGAGAAGAGGCCUCGUGGACAAUCAUGCUACUGGGUGGUGGGAGAGUGCUGUCGGGUCUGCUGGCUGGUCCCCUUGCGCACCGUUUCACGACAAGGCCGGUCAUUCUCUUGGGCAGCAUCAUUUCAGCUGGAGGCGUCAUGCUGGCCUACUUCGCUACAAACAUGUGGAGCCUACACCUUACGCUAGGCAUUGUUCAUGGUUUCGGCUCUGGAAUUGUGUAUGCUAUGAACCCUGUGCUGAUCAGCGAACACUUUGUGAAGUACCAAACGAUGGCUACGGGUGUGUGCUUUGCCGGCUCCACGCUAGGCAGCUUCGUCUUCCCCAAACUAAUUGAGAAGCUGAUCGCAUGGUACGGCUUCCAAGAAGCAAUGCUAAUCUUCGGCGCUGUCAUCUUGAAUGCGGCUGCCUUCAGCCUCUUCCUUCGUCAACCCCACUGGCUCAAGCGAUGCGGCACUUCGGUGGAGUCACUCAUCACUGUGGAUAGCACUGACGAGAAGUCUUCGGCGCAGCUGCCUUACGUCAUUCCUGUGGGUCGAGAUACAGAUUCCAAGGACCCUGAAGCCAAAACACGUUUGGAUCAAGCCGUUGUAGUCGUGCAUGAACACCGUAGAAAUAUCUCCCUGCUGUGCGGUUUGGACGUGCUGCAGAUUCCCAUGUUGUAUCUAGUCAUGUUCUCCUCCGUGGCCUUCAACCUCGGCUACGAUUGCUACAACUCGCUGCUGGUUGACUUCGCCGUAGACAGAGGAAUCGCUCAGAGCAGCGCAGUCACGAUGACGUCUGUCAGCUCUCUCGCCGACCUCGUGGGCCGCUUAGGGUUACCCGUCCUUGCCGACCGACGGCUGCUCACCAGGCGCACUCUGAUGGCCAUGGUGUUGGCCUUAGUCGGACUGAUGUACGUCAUUAUGCCGCAGUGCUCGGGGUACGGGUCCUUGUUCGGACUGGCCGCGGCUGUCACCUUCCUGCUAGGCAGUGGCGUCGUCCUGUUUCCCGUGAUACUCGUUGACUGUGUCGGGCUCGACAGAAUCGCCGUAGCAACGGGCCUACUGACGGCCUUGUCGGCCACGUUCUCCUUCGCCAAACCAUCUCUUAUAGGGUACUUUCGAGACACGCUCGGCUCCUACGAUUUCUUGUUCGUGGCGUGCGGCUUGGUUGCCAUAGCGACGUCACUGGCGUGGGUCUUUGUCAACUUAUUCAUGUGGCGAAAGCGCAGCACGUGGACUCCAGACACAGUCCUCGGAGACAAAUCGGAACAGGCAUCAGGCAGAUUCUCCUAUUACCCCCGGCUCGUCUACAUUGGCGAUGGUCGGUACAUGGAGACGGGAAAGUCGAGGGCACCCAGCACGAUAACGGCCCUCUAUUGAAUCUAUGAACUGCGGCGAUCGACUCCUGUUGACCGUGCUCUUACUGAGACAAUGUUACACAAUGUGUCUGCAUGUGCUCGCCUCUUGCCAUCAAGGACAGAAAACAUUCCCGUCUCAACGUAUCCUGUCGUGGUGCAGUACUGAAUGAUAUGAAGUGCCAUCGCAGUGGUAAACAUCAAUUCAUCCAGAAGUGUCAAAUAUUUCAUCGCUAUUUCAUUUUGUAUGUAAAAUAAAACCAUUUCAUCUUGUAUGUAUAAAAUUGACAUCAGUAAAAUAGAUAUCGCUUAAAAAACAUUUCAACGCAAAA
Molecule: messenger RNA, 1805 nt
Organism: Rhipicephalus microplus (southern cattle tick)
Lineage: Eukaryota; Metazoa; Arthropoda; Arachnida; Ixodida; Ixodidae
Product: monocarboxylate transporter 12
Biological process (GO): transmembrane transport
Molecular function (GO): monocarboxylic acid transmembrane transporter activity
Source: RefSeq, a predicted model, not a curated record